CAAAUCUUGGAAAAAGAUAAAAGAAUCGCAAGAAUAUUGAGAGUUAAAGAGAUUUUUGAAACAGUGAUCCAAAAGUAUGAAGAGGCUAUAUAUAAUUAUCUAGGUUAUAAGAUUGAAAUCUCUGACGAUAAUGAUGUUCAGUUAACAUUA
Messenger RNA from Dentiscutata erythropus, 150 nucleotides. The record is from the annotation of a GenBank genome assembly. Lineage: Eukaryota; Fungi; Glomeromycota; Glomeromycetes; Diversisporales; Gigasporaceae.